AUUAUAUGUAAACUCGGAAUCGAAUCGGAAUCGAAUUAUACGGAAUCGGAAUCGGAAAGUGAAGUGCGUUAGUGAUAUCUAUGUUUCUAUUCUAGUUUAUGGUUCAUGGUGUAAUAUCGCGCGCGGUUAUUUAUGGAGCGAUAUAAAUCAAUUUGAUUGUAAUCAAUUUGAUUUUAAUCAUAAUCGAGCAUUAUAUAAGUGCUGAGAGAACAGUAUGAUUAAUGCUAUCGAUUCAAUCGUAAUUAUAUCACGAUAAAGGAUUACUUUCAUCAUAUUCGAGUUAUGAUUUCCGAUUAUUGAGCAUUAAUAACCUAACUCAUAGUCACAUACAAUAAGUACGUAAAUGUGAAAAUAAACAUAACAUUUAACAUAACAUUUUUAACACAUGAUUAAUAUUAGAACAGAAAAAUAUCGAGCUAUUGUCGUGUAUUAUGCAAAAAUACGGUGCAUCGAUAACGCAACAAUUACAAGUGACUUUUGCAGGAUCAGAGUUUCAUUGUUAAAUGUAUAAUAUCAGAAAUCAAAUUGUCGAGAAUAAAUAUUGUAUGCAAAUAAGCAUGUAAUAUCAGCAGUGUUGAAAAAGCCUGCAUUGUUGUGUUAUGCAAAAAUACAGUCAUCACGUCAACAAAAAUGUGACAAUUUUAUCAUGUAAAUUCCACGAAUUUGUACGAAAUAUUAAAAUACUAUAUAUAGCGGAGAGAACGCUUCCUCCUUUCUCGCGCGUCACGGAUUUGCUUUCACGAUCGUUUCUCAGGACUCGGCGGGAUCGGUAAAGUGGUCGGUAGGGGUCAUCGAUCGGAUGGUGGUGCCACCUGUAGCACCUGUCAAUGCCAGUUGACACAUCGCGACGUCUCACGUGGUGAAAAAGCGUGCUCUAAGAUACCAUUAAGGAGUCCCGACACCAAGCGAUACUCGAGGUGGAUUUUGAAGCGUCGACGUUUUAGAAUCCCGAGAAAUCGCUCACAAUAGUCCCAGAUUAAAAACAAAAAAGGAAAGACUUUAUUUCGCGACAACAUAUUGAAGCGGCGCACGUGAAAGGAACUUUCUCCCGUCGUCGAGAGAAACUUCUAAGGUGACAAUUAAAGGAAAGAGUCCUCUUUUGUGCUCGUUGUUUUCACGAGCCACCAGAAAUAUAUGUUAUAUGAUAAAAAAUCGUGAUGAUAUCUACGCUCGAAUUACAUUCUGCAAUCUACCACCUGUGGCUUCUGAUAUCUCGUCGGAUGUAGAGAAAAAGAAAGCACCGCGAAAAGCCGUCGCACAAGGUCUCCGACUUUCAGAUCGAGAUUAAGCUCUCAUUUUUAAAGAGCACUCGCUGUCCAUUAACUUAGAUGAAUGUUAAUGGCGAACGAUCGUCUCGAUCGUAUUCACACAUUUGAGGAAAUUGAUUUCGUGAAGUGGAGAGAAAAAUGUUGAGAUCCGUCCGCGAUUUACAAAGUACUUUGAAAAGCUGUUAAAAAAAACGACGAAUUAUAACGACGAGGGAACGCCCGUUCUGAUAAAUGAAAGUCGAAAGUCAAAGCCGAGAUCAGCUGAUCUCUAUUCAAAGACCGCUGAACAAAGAGCCGUGAGAUCAACGCAAACUCGAAAGUGAUCUCGGAUGAUCGUUUCCGAAGGACAGUUUGGGAAGCACGUCGUGGAGAUCCGUCGAAAAAUCGUGUAAUAAUCGGAAGUGAGAUUGACGGCGUUCCUCUUUCUUUUCUUUUCUGUCGAAAACCGUGGAAGGUAACUCACGAAAAACGGCGAACCACUACGGGGUUCAUUACGCGAACUCGUACGCGUACAGCAACGGCGCACCGAGUGUAUACACCAGCACCGGUUGUUGCACAAACGGUGGCUACAACGUGCAGCAACCGCAGCUCCACGAGGAUUAUCGGCCGAUUUACUUUUACGUCGCGCAGCCCUACACGAUCCCGUAUACUUUCGCCAAAAGACCGAAGCCUGCCACGUCGUCGUCGCUGCUAAGGGCGGCCAAGCCAAACAAUUACCGCGUCAAGUUCUCCAAGCGACUCAGCAACGCCGACUUCUCGCAGAAGGUCAAGCAAGGCGAGUUCUCCCGGAGUCUGAACCAGGUGCACUUCGCGGAGAAUCAGGGUCAAGUACUCGCGAACUAUCCGAAAACUGGACCUUCUCGUGAUCCGAGAAUGACGUCGAUGUUUCGAAGGGGCACGAUCUUUGCGACGUUUUUCCUGUCAUUGUUGGGCGGUGGGCUCGUCUGUGCUGCCCUUGUGACGCAGCAUUGGGUCGAGGCACGAGCUUGGAGAACGUCGAAUCCCCAGGAAAGCGCGGGCAGAGUUCACUUUGGCCUGUUGCAGGGAAAAAAGGAAUUAAAUGUCGCUUACGGAUGGAGGACGUAUCACGUAUCUGUUUCUCAAAUGAUCCGGCAGGAUCCAUCAGUAAUGUCCUGGGCUCUUUGGAUCGUUACUUUAAUAACAACUUCGGCUGCUUUGGUAGCGGCUGCACUCGCUGCACUUUUGGCAGUUUUAAAUACAGCUACUUCACCAAGAUCGAAAAUUCUAUCCAUUCCUGGCGUAUACUUCAUAAAUAUGUUAACGCUAUUAAUGUGCUUAGUUAGCACUUGCACUUGGUUAGCGCAGUAUUAUACAAGACUGUAUGUCAAUGUGCUUCCAAAGGAAGACACUGACUUUAAAUGGACGAGCGAGGGAUCUGCUGAGCUUGGCUAUUCUUUUUGGCUCGUUGUUAGCGCUGGUGUUGUACAUCUUAUUAGCAUAGCAUUAAUCGGCUGGGGAUCCGGCCGAGAAAAGGAUGAUCGUCUGGAACCGAUACCCGCGCUUGAAGAGAAAACAGCCGCAGCGAUAAUGUUAUACUAAACGUUGUUAUAAAUGUUUUAUAAAAUACAAGACUAAUUCAAAUAAGGUAAAUAGAAAUGAAUUAAAAAAAUUUUUUUAAAAUUGGUAGUACCUAUAUCGACAUUGAAAUGAAAAUUAAUUAAUAAUUCCGAAUCAGUGAAUUUUAUGACAAACGUCCGUAGUGAUUGAUUAUAAUCCUAGUAAUUGCUCGUUUUAUAUGGUACAAAAACAUAUGAAACUUUGAGCAUGGAAAAAAACGCUUUAUUUAACUUAAUCUAUACAUUACUUUUUAUCGAUAAGGCCGCAAUCUAGACAAUUAUCAUUUCAGACUUUCGCGCGUUA
Molecule: messenger RNA, 3149 nt
Organism: Camponotus floridanus (Florida carpenter ant)
Lineage: Eukaryota; Metazoa; Arthropoda; Insecta; Hymenoptera; Formicidae
Exons: 7
Coding region: 2142-2828 (228 amino acids)
Source: RefSeq, a predicted model, not a curated record